UUGGAGUUCCUUCAUCAUGAUUUUGGGGAGCGGUGAUUUGCUGGAAAAGAGGGGGAACCUGCAUCCCUUAUCCCUGGGAGAGCCCCCCCUUGGCUUCCAAGAGAAUGUGCUGGCAGCCAGUAGCAGCUUCCUGGAGGAUCUCAAGUCUGGAGUUAAUGUCUCUUUACCAUCUGCCAUUUUCUCUGGUCAGUUGCACCAAGAGGCUUCUCUCAUCCUGGCAGUGCAAGCAGUGCAGCAGAUGCUUUGUUCUGACCUUCCCCACUUGACUUCCUUCUUAGAGGUAGUCCUGGCUUUUGGGGAAAACUUCUGGGCUCUGAAGCUGUUGCUGGAUCAACUUUGCUGUGAGGAACACAUCCUGUGUGGCACUGCCAACCUGCUUUUGAGGGACCUGAGUCGGGAGAAAGGCACGAUGCUGAGAGUGUGGCAGAACCUCGGUCCCCAGUACGUGGGGGAGUUCCUGUGCCUGUUCCUGAGCUGCACACACACGAGGAUGCAAUCCGUGGGCCUCUUCAGCCUCGGCGUGGUCAUAGACAACCUGCACAUGUGUCCCUGGGCAAAGCAGCUCUGCACCUUCUUCCUGGAGUCAGGGUUGAGGCAGUUCCCCUUUGGCACCACAGUUCACCACGAAAUUUCCAAGUUCAUCAGUGCUUUUGAGAAUCUCUAAUUUGGACCAAAUCCUCAGGAAUAAUUUCCCAGUGGAUUUGUUGUUUGUAUUUUUAUUUUUUUUUUUAAACUGAGCAAUCUCUUCCUGGAGAGUUCCUUGGUUUUGCUUUGGUUGUCACCUCCAGGAGGAGUCAGCUGAAACCUGACUUUUCCUGGUUCUGGAGUGGGAGAAGAGCCAGGGUUUGGGAGUUUCUUGCAGUUCCACAUAUUAAAAGAGUUAUUGGAAGAGGCAGCAGGUUGGAGUUGCUUGCAGAAACUCAAGGAAACACGGAUGGAGCAAAAAGCAAAAGAGAAUUUUUCUUCCUUUUGGGACACAAACCUUGCAGGAGGCAACUGCUGAGAGGGAAAACCAGGAGGAAAAAAAAAAUAGAAAAUUCCCUCUGCAGCAGUUUGGGGUCAAGUGCUGCUUGCACAGCUCUGAUUUUGGGUUUUAUUUUAAACCGAGAAGCUGGAAGUUAAACCUGAGCUUUACUUUUGCUCAAACAACCCCAGUGAAAAGCUGAGUUUAGAAAUAAUCCAGAUUUCAUGCUGGGCUUUUAUUUUCUACUGAAAAUAAGAUUUAUAUUAGUGCUGGUGGCUCUGUGUGUUUCCCAAAUCCUAAUUCCAGAGGAAUUUUGGAAUUCACUCCGACCUGGGGAGGUGAAAGAAUUCUUUGGGAUUUGUGUCUGCACUGCUUGGGCAGGCAGGAAAAUCAGCUUUAAAUGUGUCACCAACUGCACUUUGCACAUUCCCAGGGGUUUGGGGGCUUCUGCAGCUCUUGUUAUCCCAAGUUUCCUAAAAAAAUAAAAAUGCACCUAGAAAUUUGUCACCUUGUUAAUAAAAACUGCCCAAGUUCCAUUGUGAAAUGGCAUUUGGGGUGGGGUUUUUUUUGGUUUUUUUGUUGGUUUUUUUUUUUUUUUUUUGUGGUUUACUUGGUUUGGGGUAGGAUUUUUGGUGUUGGAUUUUGUUCUGGGCUUGGGUUGUUUUGGUUUGUUUGGGUGUUUUUAAUGAGGGGUUUUGAUUCUGUUUUUUGGGAGGGGUUUGGAUUUUUUUGGUUUUUUGUUUUUUUUUUUUUUUUUUUUUUUGAAGGUUGAGAUAUUUUUUUUUGUCCUUUUUUUUGGGGGGUUGGGAUUUUUCUGGUCCUGUUUAUUUUUUUUGGGGAUUGGGUUUUUUUAAAAGGCUUUGAGUUUUGGGUUUGUUUUUUUUUUGUUUUUUUUUUUUUUUUUUUUGCUUUGGGUUUGUUUUUGGGGUAAUUGAGUUUUUGGGGUAAUUGAGUUUUUGGGGUGGUUAUGAUUUUUUUUUAGGAAGUUGAGGGAUUUUGGGGUGUUGAAGUUUUUUAGGAUGUUCAUAGGGGUUUGAGGGGAGUGGAGUUUUGGAGUUGAGAGGCUUUUGGGGGAGGUUUAGGGGAUUUUUUUAGGAAGUUGAGGGCUUUGGAGGUUUAGGACUUUUUUGUGGAGUAGAGAUUUUUCUUUGGGUGUUGGAUUUUUGAUUUUUUUGUUUUGUUUUUCUUGCUUUGGGUUUUUUUGUUUGUUUUUUUGUUUUGGGGUGGUUUUUUUUGUUGUUGUUGUUGGCUUGUUUGUUUGGUUUGGUUUUUGGGGGUUUUUUGAGGUUAAACUUUUGGACUGGGCCAAGCUGAGUCUCCUCCAAGAUCUCCCCCAUUCCAGGACCCCAAAGAGAGAGUGGGAAUAGAUUUAGGGCAGGUACUUUAUUCCAGCUUGGAUUUUUUUUUUUUUCCCCCCUUGGCACAGAAAACCUGGGAAGUGCUUCAUUCCUGUAAGUAAACACUUCUCCAUUAUUGAUCCCCUGCUGAAUUUUAAUGCCUUGGAACAGCCCUAUGGAUCCUGUAGAUAAUGAUUUAAUCUUUUAUGGAUGAGAAAAGCCUUUUGUGCAGCUCUGCACUUCCCUGUGGGCCUGGAGUGCUCCUGAAGGAAGGCUGAGCUCUGCUCCAGGUAAAAGGGGAGAGGAUCAAAGCUCAUUAAAAAUGGAAAAUAUCCUUUGGAGCAGGAAAUGGAGGCCCGGAGCUGCCUGAUCCCGAUAUUGGAGCGUUGUCCCCUCCUCUCAGGGAAUUGUGCAGAGCCAGGAAUUGCCCCUGCUCCCUCUCUUUCCCCGGGCUGAGCCCCUUUCCCAGCCCUGCUCUUCUCCCUGUCCUUGUCCCUAAAGAAGAUGGGGCCGGCUCUGAGGGUGGGAUUGAGUCCCUGCCCACUCCCUGGGAUCACAAGCACUUUCCCAGCUGGAAAUCUGGGAUUUAAUACCAGGACUGUGGGAAACGCCAGGAGAGCAGAUGGUGGCUGUGAUCUGUAAUGCUGCACAGCCCAGGGAGUGCAGCAUCCCUU
Messenger RNA from Cinclus cinclus, 2975 nucleotides. RefSeq lists its product as uncharacterized. The coding region runs from base 17 to 664 and encodes 215 amino acids. The record is from RefSeq and is a predicted model, not a curated record. The transcript has 7 exons. Lineage: Eukaryota; Metazoa; Chordata; Aves; Passeriformes; Cinclidae.